AUGAAGCUGUGGGUGGAGAAUCGCCUUAUCGUCUCUGAAGCUUCUCAGCCAAGGGCCAUGGAUAACCAGACACUUGUGACAGAGUUCAUCCUGCAGGGCUUUUCUGAACACCCUGAAUACAAGCUGCUCUUAUUCAGCUGUUUCCUCUCUCUCUACUCUGUGGCCCUUGCAGGUAAUGCCCUUAUCAUUUUGGCUGUCACCUGCAACUCUGGGCUCCACACCCCCAUGUACUUUUUCCUGUUCAAUUUGGCUACUAUGGACAUCAUCUGUACCUCCGCUAUUAUGCCCAAGGCCCUAGAGGGUCUGGUGUCGGAGAGGAACCCCAUCUCCUAUGGGGGCUGCAUGGCUCAGCUCUAUUUCCUUACCUGGGCUGCAUCCUCAGAGCUGCUCCUCCUCACGGUCAUGGCCUAUGACCGGUAUGCCGCCAUCUGCCACCCCCUGCAUUACAGCACCAUCAUGAGCAGGACAUUCUGUAGCAUGCUGGCUGCUGGAGUGUGGAUUCUCUGUGCCUUCAACACAGCUAUUCACACAGGACUGAUGAUGCGCUUGAAUUUCUGUGGCCCUAAUGUCAUUAUACACUUCUUUUGUGAAGUGCCUCCUCUGCUCCUUCUCUCCUGUAGCUCCACUUAUGUCAACAGUGUCAUGAUUGUUUUGGCUGAUGCCUUUUAUGGUAUAUUGACCUUCCUGAUGACCAUUGUGUCAUACGGCUUCAUCAUUUUCAGCAUCCUGAAGAUGCGGCCCUCAGAGGGCAAGCAGAAAGCCUUCUCCACCUGCUCUUCCCACCUCACCGUGGUGUGCAUGUAUUACACUGCUGUCUUCUAUGCCUAUAUAAGUCCUGUCUCCAGCUACAGUGCAGAGAAAAGCAAGUUGGCCAGUGUGCUGUACACCAUGUUGAGCCCUACUCUCAACCCUCUGAUCUACACUUUGAGAAACAAGGAGGUCAAAACAGCCCUCAGAAAAUUCUUCCCCUUCCUCAGAAAUUAA
This is a messenger RNA of Nannospalax galili (Upper Galilee mountains blind mole rat), 984 nucleotides long. Its product is annotated as olfactory receptor 13A1. Lineage: Eukaryota; Metazoa; Chordata; Mammalia; Rodentia; Spalacidae. Gene Ontology annotation, cellular component: membrane. The record is from RefSeq and is a predicted model, not a curated record. Gene Ontology annotation, biological process: G protein-coupled receptor signaling pathway. Gene Ontology annotation, molecular function: olfactory receptor activity; G protein-coupled receptor activity.